GCCGCGCGUCUGGCAACCGUGGUUUUCCCGUGCUCACGGGGCCAUUGCACGAGCGAUCGCGAGCGUAUGCAAAAUGGCUCACGAUUCUUGUGCCCGGUCUCGCUACGCGCCGAGCAAGAGCAUCGCACGUCUUCGCAGCGUCCAGGCACGCCGAUGACAGCUGGAAAUGUCUUCUGCCGCUGAAGGAAGUGGUCACUCUCUCGUCAAUGCUCCGUCGGUGCGGCAAGCCCCGACUAAGCGAGCCCCAGGGGAUGCUCCGGUGGACGAAAGUACGGUCGGGUUGGUCAAGCUUUUUGUGUCCACCCUGCUGCCCGACUUCUCCCCCAGGGGCGCUGUGUACUCGGUGGCCCUGGUGCUCGCCGCCUGCUACGCCGUGAUCGUCCUCGCUGGAGUCGUCCGAAAGGCGCCCUCGUCCCCGUUCCGCUGCGACGACCCGUCUCUGCAGGCGCCCCAGGAGAAGGACAUCCUGCCCUCAGCUCCUUACGUGACGCUCGUGUUGGCCUCCACGGUGACCGUGGUGUCUGUGGCCGAGCUCCGCCGACCCGGCGCCAGCUGGACGGAGGCCACUUACUGGACGGCCAGGCAUCUGCGAAGAUUGUUCGUCGGCUUCGUCGUCGUGGGUGACAUUGCCCACACCAUCCAGCUAGCCGUCAACGCCAAGAGACCGCAUUUCAUCGAAGCCUGCCGGCCCGCUGUAAACCUGCCGAACGGGACGGAGGUGCUCGCUUGUUCGGGAGAACCGGUGACUCCGGAACCGCGGUCAGGUGUUGACAGGCGUAGCGACCCGGAACUCUCCCUUGGAAGCGGCGAUGAAGAACCUCAUCCGGAGGGAAACGGUGCCGCAAAUGACACACCGAUUCCCCCGCGGGACGAAAACGCUAACGUCACCACCGCUCCCCGUUCGCCAGCUGAGUAGUACGUCGCGGUGUAUAUCCGCCCCCAAGGUUUCCCAGACUACGGGGCGGGGGUUAUUCUGUAGUUAUCCACCUAAUCGACCGUCCAUUUUAUGUCCGCCGCUGAUUGGCCUGAGCUGAACCAGCGAGACGGAAGCUGCAGCUGGAGGCGCCCGUUUCCUUGUCGCUGGUACCCCAA
Molecule: messenger RNA, 1092 nt
Organism: Dermacentor andersoni
Lineage: Eukaryota; Metazoa; Arthropoda; Arachnida; Ixodida; Ixodidae
Source: RefSeq, a predicted model, not a curated record